Lathyrus sativus (Indian pea) is the source of this 210-nucleotide messenger RNA. The record is from the annotation of a GenBank genome assembly. Lineage: Eukaryota; Viridiplantae; Streptophyta; Magnoliopsida; Fabales; Fabaceae.
AUGAUGACAAAGUUAUAUGAUCUUGUGAAAAAGUUGUUUGAACAAUACAUGGUAGAAUAUCCUGUUUCUAUUGAAACUUGUGGGUCUAAUAUGAUACCUUCAAAUGUUGCUACCUCAGAAGCUAAUGGUGAAAGUUUUGAGGAGGACGAUUGGAAAAACCAAUUUAGAUUUAAUAUGAGGAUAAAACAAGAUGAAGUUCAAAGAAAUUAG